Clupea harengus (Atlantic herring) is the source of this 4772-nucleotide messenger RNA. RefSeq names its product neuregulin 3a (gene nrg3a). NCBI's taxonomy places the organism in Eukaryota, Metazoa, Chordata, Actinopteri, Clupeiformes, Clupeidae. Gene Ontology annotation, molecular function: chemorepellent activity. Gene Ontology annotation, biological process: intracellular signal transduction; animal organ development; nervous system development. The record is from RefSeq and is a predicted model, not a curated record.
CCCCCCCCCACACGCACACACACACACGCAGCCUGAUCCAUCCCUGCUUCGCGGCGCCCAUUUUCUCUCCUUCUUCCUCCCAGCAUAAGCUGCAGAGGGAAGCAGCUGUCUCCUUCCGAGGAUCAUCAUAGCUACAUGAAGGCUGGAACACUAUAGAAAACCGGGCAAGGGAUCGGGGAGUGACAUUGCUGCAGAAUCCAGAGAAAGGCUUAGUCAUUGACCUGCCAUUGCCGUGAAUGAGGGGAGCCAACUGAUAUCCACGAUCAUGAACUGGACUGCAGCUUUUUGUCCUAAAGAAAAGAACCAUCAACCAUCCCCCGCUCUCGUGCUCUGUUUCCCUCUCUCCCCCUCUAUCUCCAGUGGGCUGUUCCCCGUCCUACCCCUCCCUUUUUUCUCUCUUUUUCUUCCUCUGUGGCGGAAUGUAGCAAGCGGAUGCACGCAGGCUACCCACCAAAGGCUGCAUUAGCAGGCAUUGGAAAAGCACUGCUUCACUGACCUAACUGCACCAGGGGACCAUAGCUCUUAGUGGACAGAUGUGACAGGAUUACUCAGGAGAUUGCUUUGGUGACACAUUGUCUGUCCAUUUCCCUGCUCCCUUUUCAUUUUUUUUUCUGCUUCAACGUUGACUGGAGACUGUUGAUAUAUGUGAUUUUUUUUUUUUUUUUUUUGCAAGGAUUGCAUUGUAUGUUCAAGAAAAGUGGGUAUUGGAUAUAUAUAUAUAUACCACUGGUAAGUGGUGUAGUCCGGGAUGGGGAUCUGAUGAGGUGCUGUAUUCUCCAGCCAAAAGGAAGAGGCUUUCCAGGAGCUGGUGAGCUGACUCAGCGUUAGGAACAGUAGCAACGCAGAGAACGAGCUGCAAAUCAAUUUCAUCCAAACAAGAGGUUUUAAAACGGGCUGCUGUAUAGACAGUAAAUGGAAAUAUUUCAUGAUGAUUUUGUGAAACUGUGGGGCUAAUUCUAUUCAGGAAUUUCAGCACUCGGACAUAAAUGGGAAUGUGUAAUCUGCUUGGGUGUAGCAGGGUCACGGAACGACAACAGGAUCCACAAGAGGAUUAUUGUUUUGUUUUUUUUCAUAAUUAAAGGUUCCUUCAUUUAGCCAGCUUUGCAUCUCUCCUUUCUACCGAGAUGUUACAAUUCCAGGUUUGACACACCUUUGCAGCUGGGUAUUGGACAAAGGAUUAAUCCACCAUUGCGACACUGCCAAAUGUCUGUCUGUGAGGGUGUGUGUGUGUGCGGUGUGUACUGCAUAUCUAUAAAUGCUGGGAGUGAGUAAAUGUCUGUUGCUGGUUUACCAAUUUUAUCUGUUGGAUGGCACUGCAUCUUUUCUUAAUUUCAGUAUUUGAUGUUGACAUCCAUAAUUCCACCUUGCAAAUGAGAUUAACCCAUACUGCACCACUGGCGAGAUGAGUGAGAGUUCUGUGGGUGUCACCUCCGGUGCCAUGAUUCUGGAGGAACCAGAAGAGAGGAGAGCUGGGAGCCACCAGCAAGCUCCGGCCCGGGGGCAGGGCCACCUGCGCUGUGGUCCCUGCGCCCUGUGGCCCCGGCAGCAGACCUGGUUGUGUGUAGUGCCCCUAUUCAUCGGAUUCAUUGGCCUUGGACUGAGCUUGAUGCUUCUCAAGUGGAUUGUGGUGGGCUCCGUGCGAGAUUAUGUACCCACAGAUCUGGUGAAUGCCAAUGGGCAUCCUAUUUUCUUGUCAAAGCCCAGCACCUUCCCAAAGAGCUUUGAUACUACUACCACCACUGCUGUCACUCAUUUAGUCAGCUCCACCAUGUCAUCUAGCACUGCAGCUACCGUGGUGCGAACAAGAACCAGGCCUGGUGCUCACCCAGUGAGCUCCACAACGAGCAGGGGCACUAUGCCAGGCAAACAAGCUACACAAGGGAGCACUACUGUACGCCAUGGGCCUCACAGCCCCGUGGUCACUACCACCAAUGCAGUGGGCACCAACUCCAACGAGGGGACCUCCACUACCAGCUCAAAGACCUCCAACCCAACAGUGCUGCAUGACUCCACACAGCUGUGGACACAUGACCGCAACACCAAGUUGCUUGCCAUCACGCCCACACCCACACACAACAGAAGGACAACACCAUCACCGACUCUGCCCCCUCUGCGCUCCGAGCACUUCAAACAAUGCCAUGAGAAAGACCUGACGUACUGCCUGAAUGAUGGAGAGUGUUUUGUCAUUGAGACUCUGAGCGGGUCACAUAAACAUUGCAGAUGUAAAGAAGGAUUCCAGGGUAUACGCUGUGACCAGUUUCUCCCCAAAACAGAUUCAAUCUUGUCAGAUCCAACUGAACAUUUGGGCAUUGAGUUCAUGGAGAGUAAAGCAGUUUACAAGAGACAAGUGCUUUCCAUCACCUGCAUCACCACAGGGAUCAGCCUACUGGGCACCAUGUGCAUGGCCCUCUACUGCCGAAACAAACGACGCAGGGAAAAGCUCCAAGUCCAUUUCAAGGAAGGCUAUAACUUGAAGAACUACUUGGUUAACGACCCUAGCCAUAAACUCUGCUUGAGACCUCAUGUGAGUUUGCAGCCACAAAAUUUUUGCGGAAACAGCGCUCACAGCCAAGCACACGUAGGAGUGAAGAGUCAGUCCAGUUUUACAGAGGGCAUAAGAGUUCCUUUCACCCAAUCCAAAGACCCGACAGGAAAUCAAAAUUGCGGGGACUCUCUCUCUGUCAGUUCUGAAAAGAGUACUGUUGCUGUCAAUUGUGAGACUCCACCCAUAUCGAGAGGAAUGCUGAAGCCCACUGGGGCAGAGACACAUUCUGGACCCACCUACCAAUAUCUCCAAGAACCAGAGUUCUCUGACAGAGAAGUUGAAUCAGUUAAGGGGCAUAUAGGAAGGCCUAGAAGUUACCAAAGACAGAAUUCUCUUCUCAGCGUGAAGUCGGGUGGUGGAAGUAAGACAGAUGCACAGUCAUGCCAGCUGGACCGAAGCCCCUGCAUGCUCAAGGACUCGUCACCUACCAUCCUGUCCUCACAUCUCUUCUACACCAGCACCGUUCCCAUCAUUCCCUCUGUGCUCAAACAUGAGGAUGACACCUCUUGUAUGCAAAGCAGCAACACGGAUACAGUCAGAAUCAGCUUCACACCACAAGAGGGCACAAUCACAGUAGUCAAGGAACAGCAGCACCCUCCCCCGUCCUUCAGCACAUACCCGGGCAAACAGACCCAGAUGGCACUACUGCUAGAUGAAGCUCAAGAACAGCUCCAAGCGUUAGUCCACGCUCACAGGAAAGACAGCAGUGGUGAUACGGCCACCUCAUGGGCCAGAGAAACGGUCUGCAUCCUGCUGGGCAAUGGAACAAGCUCAGGGGGGUUGGCCUCAAAUGGACCUACUGAGACCCAGCUAUUGAGCUCUAGAGAUACAAACAAAGACUUCUGUCAAUAUUGCAAAUGAAAUGUGGCAGUUAAGGACCUACUGAUAAUCACUUGUGUCUUUAAAAGUCUACAUAAGGACCUGUGUGAAAAUAUGUUUUUCAAUAAUUAUAUAAAAAUGGAAUCAUAAAUGCAUAUGUAUAAAUAUGGGAGGCAGUCUGAAAUGAUAAAAAAAAUAUUUAUUCUUUAUUUGCAUUUAUAUAAUGAAAACAAAUAGUCUGUCAUGACCAUGGUGUUUUAACUGUAAAAAUAUAUAUGAAUAUAUACAAAUAUAUGAAUAUGUGAAAUUGAAAAGGUACCAGGGGGAUAUUGAAAUAUUGUAAAGUUGCUGUACUUUUUGUGUCAACCACACCAGGCUCAGUAGUAAAGCUCAAAAAAAAGAAAAACAAUUAAAGAAUACAAAUUUUCCUCCACUACCUUUUUAUGGUCUAUUCCAGUCUUUUGUCACCCUCUGUCCACCAUUCUCGCCCUGCCCAGCCAAGGAAUAUGCACCCCAAUGUGCUGGUUUUAGACUAGUGUGUUGACAUGUGGACAAGAACACCGGCUCAAUGUAUGGAACAGACCUUCAAUUUGUGGAAUAGUUGGCCAGACCAGUAUUCAAGGUUUUUUGCCUCCAUCUGUUUAGUAUGCUUUGAAGUGGUUUGGGGGUGUUUAUCUCCCUCAAGCACACAGAGACACACUUCUAGAGAUGCAGAGCGCCUAGGCAACACAAUGACAGGCAUCCGUGUCAGUGUUCGGGUGGACUAGUGAGGAGAAAGAUAGCUUUGCCACUUUAUCUACACUAACAACCACAUACCCAAGCACAUCAACAUUCAUUUUGAAACAGAAAACUGAGAGUUUUAAUGAGGUUUGUCAGGCAACCCAGACAUUGUUUAAUAAGAUACAGCCAGUCAACAUGUCAACAUGUCCUGUGAUGACCAUGAUGCUUGGAGGUGCUCUCCUUGGAUUGAAUAAAUCAUGUUUUGGAUAACAAUGGAUUGCAACAUUUUCAUAUUAUCUGGGCAUGGUGGACAUUUGGCAGUUAAAAAAAGUUCACAUUUGUUAAAAUUGAUCAAUUUGUUGAAAUGUUUCAGGUCAGCUCAUGACCUAGUUUGAAAAAAUUGAAAGCCAUGGAUAUUUCCAACCCGUAGCAGAACACUGUGUUGUGAUUUAUUGUAUUCUCUAUUCUCCAACUUUUUGAAACUGUUGCCUGAAACAAAGAGAUAACAGCUGUUCUGAUUGUUUUAGCUAAUUAAAACAUUAGAAACUUUCAUAUAUGUAUCAACAUUCCUUCAUAUCCCAUUUGCAGUAUUUCAUAUUGUGUGUAUACCAUUAUGACUGUUUUCAUUUAAGGUUAUGGAGGUUAGUGUAUAAGAUGUUUAAUAAAACUUUAAUGUUUACAAGAUGUA